Chondrus crispus (carragheen) is the source of this 1173-nucleotide messenger RNA. RefSeq lists its product as hypothetical. Gene Ontology annotation, molecular function: GTPase activity; ATP hydrolysis activity; GTP binding. The coding region runs from base 1 to 1173 and encodes 390 amino acids. Gene Ontology annotation, biological process: SRP-dependent cotranslational protein targeting to membrane. Gene Ontology annotation, cellular component: membrane. NCBI's taxonomy places the organism in Eukaryota, Rhodophyta, Florideophyceae, Gigartinales, Gigartinaceae. The transcript has a single exon. The record is from RefSeq and is a predicted model, not a curated record.
AUGACGACGAAUCUUAGCACCCUUGCCUUCGCCUCUCCCACCAUCUGCCCCCGCAGCACCACCUUCGUCACCACAACACCCUCCAAAUGCCCACCCCAACGUCACAAUCGCGUCGCACGCCGCCUGCGCACCCCGCUGGCCGUCUUCGACUUUGUCCGACGUGCAGGUCAGGAGCAGAAGAAGGCUCUCGAAGCCUUGCGCGAAGGAAAGGGAAUUGAUUAUGUACGCGACAAAGUCAAGCGCGACAUCGACGAAGUCCGCAAAGUCAACGACGGCCUGAAGAAGUCCCGCGAACGGCUCGCACGUGAUUUGGCAAACAUCGUUCAGGGGGGGAGAAUUGAGGAGCUGGAGGAAGUCCUAGAGGAGUUAGAGGAGGUCCUCAUCACCUCAGACUUGGGCGUCGACACGGUCGAUAAGAUUCUUGACGACUUGCGUGCAGAGUCCAGAGCUCAGAGGCUCGAGAAAAGGGAGGAUAUCAAGAAUGGGCUUAAGAAGAGUCUUGUCCGCAUUUUGGAGGCGAAGAGCAAUGUGGGGGUCGCUCUGGCGAAGGCGGAGAGUCCUCCCACCAUUAUCAUGGUCAUCGGCGCUAAUGGCAUGGGGAAGACCACAACCAUUGGCAAACUAGCCGCCCGCCUGCGGCAGGACGGCUCAAGCGUCCUGGUUGCGGCUUGUGAUACUUUUCGAGCUGCCGCAGUAGAUCAACUAGAAGAAUGGGUGCGUCGAGCGGACGUCGAUAUUGUAGUGCCCAAGCCGGAGCAAAAGAGCCCGUCGGGCGUCUUGUUCGGGGCCGUGGAGAAGGCGUUUGAAGGCAAAUAUGACUAUUUAAUUGUUGACACCAGUGGUCGGUUACAUACCAACGCUAACCUCAUGGGAGAGCUUCAGAAAAUGGUCCGCGUCGUGUCCAAGUUUAAAGAGAAUGGGCCAGAUGAGACCCUCUUGGUGGUCGAUGCGUCUAUUGGGCGGAACGCCGUCGCGCAGGCGGAUACAUGGAAAAAGGAGGUGGGGGUCACGGCUCUGGCUGUCACAAAAUUGGACGGGACUGCCCGAGCGGGGUUUGUUGUAUCGUGUGUGGACGAAUUGGACAUUCCCGUCAAACUGAUCGGCGUCGGCGAGAGCAUUGACGAUCUCCGGGACUUUGACGCCGAGCUUUUCGUGGAUGGGCUCGUAGGGUAG